Wallemia ichthyophaga EXF-994 is the source of this 786-nucleotide messenger RNA. RefSeq lists its product as uncharacterized. Lineage: Eukaryota; Fungi; Basidiomycota; Wallemiomycetes; Wallemiales; Wallemiaceae. Gene Ontology annotation, molecular function: protein binding. The transcript is spliced from 2 exons. The coding region runs from base 1 to 786 and encodes 261 amino acids. The record is from RefSeq and is a predicted model, not a curated record.
AUGCACGUCGCAGCGGAUGAAAAGUCGAUUAAUUUUAUAAGCGCUUUGUAUAGGCGUGUACAGGCUAAGGAUAUUACCAUCCCGGCCAACGCUAAACCGAGACUGAGUGAUGCCGAUAAGAAGCCGCAUUUGGUGGAUAUUCCAUUGGCAGAUGUGCCGAGUGGGAGUGGGAGUGGCUCCAGCUCUAAUACCCCUGCCACACUCAAUCUCACCGUCAAGAACGUCAAAGCGUCUCAAUCGGCUGAGAUUUCCGUGCAGUCGUCGUCGACGAUCGCUGAUUUGAAAUACAAGGUCGUUGAGGCUGCUUUGGCUCCUUCCGUGGGCGCUCAGCGACUUCUCCUCAAGGGGAAGGCAUUGAUGGAUGACAAGUUGGUCAAGGACUACGACGCUCUGUCUUCAGGCGGUGUGUUGACUCUUAUGCUGCGCGGAGGUGCACCUUCCACACCAUCUUCAAUUGCACCUUCAAAUGCCCCUUCAAAUGCUUCUUCAAAUACCCCUCCACCUCAAAAAAUCCCUCAUGUCGCCCUCACCUCAGCAGACAGCGACAGUGCACGCACAGCACCUGAUCCAGCAGUCGACAUGCACUCCACCACCAAAUCAGACUACGAAGCCACUCUCGCCGAUUCAAGAUUGUGGAAAAAGCUCGCUGCGUUCCUGAAUGCAGAGUUUAAGAGUGACGAGUAUGGAAAAAGAGCACUCGAGACUUUCUUUUUGUCGAUAAAAUCAACCCUCUCACCGUCAGAAAUAGCUCGUAUACGUGAAGAAGCUGGAUUUGAGGCCAUGUGA